GCUGGUGUCAUCCUUGCCACUCAGAAUGACUGAUCCGGCUGUGAACAGGGUGGUUAGUGAAAUAAUUCGCUCUCCUGAGGACAAGCGGGUUUACAGGGGCCUGGAGUUUACCAAUGGCUUGAAGGCAAUGCUCAUCAGUGACCCAACAACAGACAAAUCCUCAGCUGCUUUGGAUGUGCACAUAGGAUCAUUAUCGGACCCGGGGAACAUCUCAGGCCUGGCACACUUUUGUGAGCACAUGCUGUUCCUAGGAACAAAGAAGUAUCCCAAGGAGAAUGAGUACAGCCAGUUUCUCAGUGAGCACGCAGGCAGCUCCAAUGCCUUCACCAGUGGAGAGCAUACCAAUUAUUACUUUGACGUGUCCCAUGAGCACUUGCAAGGAGCACUAGAUAGGUUUGCCCAAUUCUUCCUGUGCCCAUUAUUUGAUGAGAGCUGUAAGGACCGGGAGGUGAAUGCUGUGGAUUCUGAGCACGAGAAGAACCUGAUGAAUGAUGCCUGGAGGCUGUUUCAGCUAGAGAAGGCCACUGGCAACCCGAACCACCCCUUCAGUAAAUUUGGAACAGGUAACAAACUGACCCUUGAGACCCGGCCGUCGAAAGAUGGGAUUGACAUCCGUCAGGAGCUCCUGCAGUUUCACUCUACAUACUACUCCUCCAACCUCAUGGGACUCUGUGUGUUAGGAAGAGAAUCAUUAGAUGAGUUGACCUCCAUGGUGGUGAAGCUAUUUGGAGAAGUGGAGAACAAGAAUGUGCCUAUCCCAGAAUUUCCUGAGCAUCCAUUCCAGGAAGAACACCUCAGGCAAUUCUACAAAGUGGUGCCCAUUAAAGACAUCAGGAACCUGUAUGUAACUUUCCCCAUCCCGGACCUGCAGAAGUACUACAAAUCUAAUCCAGGACAUUAUCUGGGACAUCUGAUUGGUCACGAGGGACCUGGAAGUUUGUUAUCUGAGCUAAAAUCUAAAGGCUGGGUGAACACACUUGUUGGAGGGCAAAAGGAAGGAGCCAAAGGAUUCAUGUUCUUCAUCAUCAAUGUGGACCUGACCGAGGAGGGCCUUCUGCACGUUGAGGACAUCAUCUUCCACAUGUUCCAGUACAUCCAGACACUGCGCACUGAGGGACCGCAGGAGUGGGUGUUUGAGGAGUGCAAGGAUUUAAACAAAGUGGCCUUCAGGUUCAAGGACAAGGAGCGACCCCGUGGCUACACCUCUAAAGUUGCCGGUUUACUACACUACUACCCUCUUGAGGAGGUUCUAGCAGCAGAGUACCUUUUGGAGGACUUCAGGCCAGAUCUAAUCGAGAUGGUGCUGGAUAAGUUGAGACCAGAACAUGUCAGAGUUGCAGUGGUGUCAAAGUCAUUUGAAGGGCAAACCGACAAGACAGAAGAGUGGUACGGCACGCAGUACAAACAGGAGGCCAUCAGUGACGCGACAAUUGAGAAAUGGGCCAGUGCAGACGUGAAUGGCAAGUUCAAAUUACCAAUGAAAAAUGAGUUCAUCCCAACCAACUUUGAGAUCUACCCUCUUGAGAAAGACUCUCCUUCAGUCCCCACUUCAAUCAAGGACACUGCUAUGAGCAAGGUGUGGUUCAAGCAGGAUGACAAGUUUUUCCUGCCCAAGGCAUGCCUGAACUUUGAGUUCUUCAGCCCGUUUGCUUAUGUGGACCCAUUGCAUUGUAACAUGGCAUAUUUAUACCUGGAGCUCCUCAAGGACUCCCUCAACGAGUAUGCAUAUGCAGCCGAGCUAGCUGGGUUGAACUAUGAUCUCCAAAAUACCGUCUAUGGGAUGUAUCUGUCUGUUAAAGGUUACAAUGACAAACAGCACAUCCUGCUGAAGAAGAUCAUCGAGAAGAUGGCCACCUUUGAGAUAGAUGAGAAGCGCUUUGACAUCAUCAAAGAGGCGUACAUGAGGUCUUUGAAUAACUUCAGAGCUGAGCAGCCUCACCAGCACGCCAUGUACUACCUCCGUCUGCUAAUGACUGAGGUUGCCUGGACCAAAGAUGAGCUCAGAGAGGCGCUGGAUGAUGUAACUCUCCCACGCCUCAAGGCCUUCAUACCUCAGCUGUUGUCACGGUUACAUAUUGAGGUCCUUCUUCAUGGCAACAUCACCAAAGAGUCUGCUCUUGGCAUGAUACAAAUGUUGGAGGACACGCUCAUCGAGCACGCUCACACAAAGCCCCUCCUCCCGAGCCAACUGAUUCGCUACAGAGAGGUUCAGGUUCCAGAUGGUGGCUGGUAUGUUUACCAGCAGAGGAACGAGGUACACAACAACUGUGGCAUUGAGAUCUACUAUCAGACAGACAUGCAGACCACCCACGACAACAUGCUGCUGGAGCUGUUCUGUCAGAUAAUUUCUGAGCCAUGCUUCAACACACUGAGAACCAAAGAACAGCUGGGCUACAUUGUGUUCAGUGGGCCCCGGCGGGCUAACGGAGUGCAAGGCCUGCGCUUCAUCAUCCAGUCGGAGAAGGCGCCUCACUACCUCGAAAGCCGAGUGGAGGCUUUCCUCUGCACCAUGGAGAAGGCUGUGGAGGAGAUGAACGAGGAAGCCUUCCAGAAACACAUCCAGGCACUUGCCAUCCGCCGCCUGGACAAGCCCAAGAAGCUGUCGGCUGAGUGUGCCAAGUACUGGGGAGAGAUCAUCUCUCAGCAGUAUAAUUUUGACAGAGAUAACAUUGAAGUGGCCUACCUGAAGACAUUGACUAAAGAAAACAUAAUGCAGUUCUACAGAGAUCGGCUGACAGUUGAAGCCCCAAAGAGACACAAGGUGUCUGUGCAUGUCCUGUCCAGAGAGAUGGACUCCUGUCCAAUAGUUGGCGAGUUCCCUGCUCAGAAUGAUGUCAACCUGGCCCCUGCUCCCUCCCUGCCACAGCCCACGUUGGUGCAGGACAUGACGGAGUUCAAGAGGAGCCUGCCUCUCUUCCCCCUGGUCAAGCCUCACAUCAACUUCAUGGCUGCCAAACUGUGAGCGAGGCCGGCAGGACGACACGCAGCAGCAGCACGGGGGGCGCUGGGGAGGGCGACCGUGAGGGACCCUGCCGUGUUUCCCACCUACACCAUCAUCCUCCUGUCAGGAAGACUCUCAUCUGACUGAGCCUGCAUUAGCGUGUGUGUGUGUGCGUUUGUUUGUUUGCGCGAGUGCAUGUGAGUGUGUGUGUUUGUGUGUGUGCAUGUGUGGCAGGCUGGAGCCACUAGAAGAGAUGCUUGGAAACAAAUAUUUGAAUCACAAAGUUAGCCGUGGUUGUCGACAUAGCCGUGAUGACGAUAGAGGUCACACCAGACUCACCUCAUGUUAAACGCCUCUGCAAGGAGACGCAACACUCACACGCAUCACAACUGUGUAGGCUGUCGUAGAGGAAAUAGAUUCAACGUAAAAAAAAAAAAAAAUGAGAGAAGGGCCAGUUCCCUUUUUUAAAGAUGAGUUAAAGUGUACUGCAGAAGCUUCACAGCAGGAGGCGUUUUAUUUGAAUAAUUCAGACAUGCUGCUUGAGAAUGGAUAGCUGGUUGAUUGUGAUGAACUGGGGGCUGCAGAGGUUAACCACCGUAGCUCCAUGAAGGUCGUCGUCUUUUUAUUUGUCGGACUGGUAUGUUUGCCAUGUAACUCUCGAGGCACCUCGGCGCUCCUGAAUCCGUUAUCACAAAAGACGCACUCGGUCCAACGGAAUAUUUUAUUGCAAUUUAUGCGUUUCCACAGAAUACCUGCCUUCUUUAAAUUGGUUUUUAAUCCUUGAAAUGUUUUUUUCUUGUAAACUGGUAAAAUGUUGGGACCCUUUGAGGAGCUGUUUGAAAUUGCAGAUGACAGAGAGCCAUGCCCAUGGAAAUUGUUUUUAUUUUUUUGAUGCAUUUUACAGUGAUUUCAGACAUCUCAGGGGAACCUCCAUGCUGUUUUUGUUUUUUUUACAUUCAGUUUAACUAGUGAUUGAUUUUAAAUAAAAACACUUUUAUCAGUCUGUCAUCCACAUCAGUGUUUUGUUCACGUCACUAAAUGUACUCAGAACAUUUUGGUUAUUUUUUUGUUUUAGUUUCAGUCCGAGAAGAACAGUAUUUUAUUUUUUUUCUGUUUUGUCAGCUCUGGGUAGAUCGUCAUUAUUCUUCCACUCUGUGUCUGACACUUGCAGAGACUUUCUGCAGCUUGUGCCUUUCCAGGGGGGCAUCAGUUACUUUGUAUCUGGCUGCACUGAGCUGCUCCUGGUCUUGACCCGGGGGCAGAAUCCUGAAGGAUCUAACCCCCUAAUUUGCUGGACUGUGCACUGGCUCUCACAGCGUAGAUGUCGCACAAAACAAAACAAAAAAAAAGCAGCUAGACACAUUUCAUGUUGCUGUCUAAAGGGGGUUGAAGGACAGGAUUUCUUUCUGAAUAUAUGCACUUCUCUCACUAAGCAAUAAACUUAAUGAUGUGGACGGAGAACAGUGUGAGGCUCCGCACUGCUGAUCAGCUCCAGUCUAAACUGCGGAGACCGUGCGACGGUGUGAGGAUAGUGAUGUCAGCGCCUUGCAAGCAAUGACCUGCUCUCUCAGGUGCUAACCACUGCUGGUGGAGCUGCCAGCCAAAAAUCUGAGUUUUGAAUUCCUUUUUUUUUUUUUUCCUCCUCCUGCCCCGCCGUACCUGCUCUCAGGCCGAGUUCACACGAUGCUGCAGAGUUUUAAAGACUGAUUCAAGAGAGAUUCUUGUGUCAAAAGCUUCUUCAAUGUUUUCCAGCAUUUUACUAUGUCUCAACCAGAUAAAAAACAAUUCUGAUUUUUAUUAACAAGGCCCUGCUUCAUUCUCAAACUUUGUUAAAAAGGCAAUAUUUUCCUGUUCUGGUGAAAAACCCAAAGAUGAACAACGGCAGCAUUGGGUGGACUGUCACUCCCACAGGCGGCAGCUUAAACAGCACCUGGAGGGCGGUGACGUUUUCAUGCAGUGCUCAGAAGAAAUUAGCAACAUGACAUAUCAGGCUGGGGUGGGCCGUGCACCACGCACUGUUUGCCGUGUGAAGUACAUAGUGAUUGGUUUACAUUUAGGAAAAGCUGGAGUUUUUUUGGGUUUUUUUUUCUUUUUUUCCAUGUUUGGAUGUUUUUUGCAAAUACCAGACUGUGAUAAUUGGCUGGUUGGGUUUGUGGGCCGCUGAUACAAGAGUGCUGAUAUUUUAUGUUUGUUCUUUUUAUUGUCUCGUGUGUGUGUUUCUAAUUAAUAAACUACUGAAUGGAA
Molecule: messenger RNA, 5185 nt
Organism: Acanthopagrus latus (yellowfin seabream)
Lineage: Eukaryota; Metazoa; Chordata; Actinopteri; Spariformes; Sparidae
Gene: ide
Product: insulin-degrading enzyme
Exons: 24
Coding region: 26-2962 (978 amino acids)
Biological process (GO): peptide catabolic process
Cellular component (GO): cytosol; mitochondrion; peroxisomal matrix
Molecular function (GO): metal ion binding; metalloendopeptidase activity
Source: RefSeq, a predicted model, not a curated record